Molecule: messenger RNA, 324 nt
Organism: Anisakis simplex (herring worm)
Lineage: Eukaryota; Metazoa; Nematoda; Chromadorea; Rhabditida; Anisakidae
Source: the annotation of a GenBank genome assembly
AUGAAAAGAGAUCAUGAGAAGGGGAAUCGAAAGACUGACGAUGACGGACAUAUUCCUGAGGGUGAUUACGAGAAUGGAAAACGAAUUUUCAAGUAUCGCUGCCAACAAUGUCACGCUAUAGAUUCAACGAAAUGCACUAAAGCUGGACCAGGUCUUAAUGGAAUCUUUAGUAGAAUCUCAGGAACACUUCCGAAUUAUGUCUACUCGCCGUCGAUGAAAAAUAAAGUGAGUCGCUUCCACACAAUCCUUUUUCAUCGUUGUCUGCUAAGCAAUCCAAUCGACAAUUUGUUCUUGAACAACAUGUCUAUUUCAAGUAUCAGUUAA